GUAAUUUUGAAAUACCAAAAAUAGAAAGGAGGAAUGUAAUUUAGGACGGAGGGAGUACUACAUACUAGUAUGUUUAAUCAAUGUUAAUAAUCAUGCUUAUUUCGUCUCCAUACAUUUUAUACAGCUCUUAAACUAAUAAUAAAUGGUACUCUACUACUCUGUAAACUUUUAGAUUCAACUUUUAUCGGAGGGAAAUUGGAUAAAAAAAUUAACGUUAAAAUCAAAUUCAAAAAUAUAAGAAAACCAAUUCAUCUACCCAAUACCAUUAAUAUAACAGCGAAGGUCACAGCUACCAUACAACUACUUCUAUCUUUUCCAGAAAAACACACCUUUCAUUUAAUGUAACAUCAAUUUUGUAAAUUCCCUUAAACCCCAGAUCUUUCUUAUAUAAACCCACCAUUUUUAACAUAAAAGAUUAAACAAUUUCAAUCAUUUUCAGAUUUUUCACCACUCAAAAAAAGUGAUUAAAAAAAAAAAAAAAUUCUUUUUAGUGUGACUCAAAUUUUUAUCUAUAAAUACAUUUCCAAAACUUUAUCCAUUCACUAAAAUUUAUAUUUUCAAGAACUUCUGAGUAAUAUAUAAAGAGGUAACGUGCAUAAAUAUAUAUUUUAAAAAGAAAGUGAAAAAAUUGAGUGUUUUUUAGGAGCAGAGUAAAUAUGAGCAAAAGGGUUUUAUCCGGUGGUUUUUGUUGGUGGUUGACGGUGGUUUUGGUGGUUGUUGUUGGUGGUUUUGAUUGCGUAACGGCGUACCCGAAAGAGGAUCUUGUUGUAAAUUUACCUGGACAACCAAAGGUUGAUUUCAAGCAAUUUGCUGGGUACAUUGAUGUUGAUGUUAAAGCAGGAAGAAGCUUGUUUUAUUAUUUUGUUGAAGCUGAAAAUAAUACUCAACAUACUCCUCUUAGUCUUUGGCUUAAUGGAGGACCUGGUUGUUCAUCAAUGGGAGGUGGUGCAUUUACAGAAUUGGGACCAUUUUUUCCAAGGGGUGAUGGAAGAGGUUUAAGGGUUAAUUCAAAGUCAUGGAAUAGAGCGUCGAAUCUACUCUUUGUUGAAUCGCCUGCUGGUGUGGGAUGGUCGUAUUCAAACACAUCGUCUGAUUAUAAUACCGGGGAUGCAACCUCUGCUAAGGAUAUGCUCAAAUUUCUGGUGAAUUGGAUGGUCAAGUUUCCUGAAUUUAAAUCCAGGGAUCUGUAUCUUACUGGGGAGAGUUAUGCAGGGCACUACAUACCACAACUGGCUGUUGCUAUAUUGGAUCAUAAUGCUCAAUCAAAGGCCUCCAAGCUCAACUUGAAAGGAGUUGCUAUUGGAAAUCCACUUCUCAAACUCGAUAGAGAUGUUCCUGCAACAUACGAGUUUUACUGGUCUCAUGGAAUGAUCUCUGAUGAAAUUGGCCUUGCCAUCAUGAAUCAGUGUGAUUUUGAAGAUUAUACCUUUCCAAAUCCUCAUAACGAAACUGAUGUUUGCAACAAUGCUAUAUCAAAAGCAAAUACCAUUGUUGGCGAUUAUGUCAACGAGUAUGAUGUUAUCCUUGAUGUCUGUUAUCCAUCUAUUGUAGAGCAAGAACUGCGGUUGAAAAAAAUGGCCACUAAAAUGAGUGUUGGAGUUGAUGUUUGUAUGACUUAUGAAAGACGAUUCUAUUUCAAUCUUCCUGAAGUACAGAGAGCUCUCCACGCAAAUCGGACUAAUCUACCUUAUGAAUGGUCUAUGUGCAGUAGCAUUCUGAAUUACACUGACACUGAUGGUAGCUUGAAUAUGCUUCCUCUGCUGAAAAGGAUACUGUUGCACAAUAUUCGUGUAUGGAUCUUCAGUGGAGAUCAAGAUUCUGUUGUGCCACUGCUUGGCUCCCGUACCCUUGUUCGUGAGCUUGCUCAUGACCUCAAAUACAAUAUCACCGUCCCCUAUGCAAACUGGUUUCACAAAGGACAGGUAGGAGGUUGGACUACUGAAUAUGGAAACUUACUCACAUUUGCGACUGUGAGGGGCGCUGCACAUAUGGUACCUUAUGCACAACCAUCAAGGGCUCUGCACCUGUUCAGUUCAUUUAUACAUGAUCGAAAACUGCCAACAACAACUAAAGAAUCCAUAGAAUGAUGAGCUAGAUUGGAAACUGAUCUAGUUCUGGGUGCUCUCAAGUUGCAUCCUGCAGUUCUGCAACAUUCUACUAAGAGGGAUAGUAUUAGAUGAUUAGUGAUAAAGGAUAGAACUACUUCAAAUUUCGAAAUAAAGGAUACUUAGGAUAGUUGAAUUUUCGAUUCAUCUGCAAGAUUAAAGUGAGGGAGCAUAGAUAUCUGUUGAUUUGAGUUUCGGAAUCAGGGUCAAAGGAGCCUGAUUCCUGUGAUUUGAGAUCUGUAAGUUAGUUUGACAUUGUUUUGCAGUUUUUUUUAAUGGGAAAUAAAUUACAUGUUCAAACAUAUUUUUGCAGCAAGUCAACAAAACUCAAGGCAGGUACAUAAUAAACAACACAUUUCUUGCUGUAAUUCUUCCCUCAUCAUGUAUCAGAAGUAGUAUUUAAGUUUGUUCCAUCAUUCUAGUGAUCAAUAGCCCGCCUAGCUCAGUUGGUAGAGCGCAAUUCAGGGUAUAUCCCACCACUCUCCAUGGGUGGUAAGCAAUAUAAAAUCAAUGGGUAGUUGUGGUCGUGGGUUCGAUUCCCACGGCGGGCAGCACUUUUUCA
Molecule: messenger RNA, 2667 nt
Organism: Chenopodium quinoa (quinoa)
Lineage: Eukaryota; Viridiplantae; Streptophyta; Magnoliopsida; Caryophyllales; Amaranthaceae
Product: serine carboxypeptidase-like 42
Exons: 10
Coding region: 657-2087 (476 amino acids)
Biological process (GO): proteolysis
Molecular function (GO): serine-type carboxypeptidase activity
Source: RefSeq, a predicted model, not a curated record